AUGGCGGAGGAAGAAUCUGAAGAAAAGGAGUAUCGUUGGGAAACUGGUUAUGAAAAGACAUGGGAAGCAAUCAAGGAAGAUGACCAUGGCUUGUUGGAAGCUUCCGUUGCAGACAUUAUUCACAAUGCUAAGAGAAAACGUCAAUUGGAAAGAAAACAAGGUGCUAGAUUAGGAAUGAUGAGGCAUCUCUAUAUUAUUUUAGAUGCUUCUGAGUCAAUGUCUAAUCAAGAUUUGAAGCCAACUCGUUUCUUAUGUUCUUUAAAGCUUCUAGAAGAUUUUAUUGAAGAAUUUUUCUAUCAAAAUCCAAUAAGUCAAUUAGGUGUAAUUAUAACUAGAAAUAAAAGAGCAGAGAAAGUUAGUGAUUUGGCUGGUAACUCUAAAAAGCAUAUCAAGGAAUUGCAAACAUUACAACAAACUACAGUAGGUGGUGAACCUUCUCUGCAAAAUUCUUUAGAAUUAGCUACAAAGUUAUUGAAAUUAUUACCAUCUCAUGCUAGUAAAGAGAUAUUGGUAAUCACAGGAGCCUUAACUACCUGUGAUCCUGGAGAUAUCAACGAAACCAUACAAAAUAUGAAAUUAGAAGGUAUCAGAUGUAGUGUAAUAGGAUUGGCCGCCGAAUUGUACAUCUGUAAACGAAUGGCUAAUCUCACUGGUGGUGAACACAGCGUUGCACUCGAUGAUAAGCAUUACAAGGAGCAAUUGAAUGCACAUAUAGAUCCUCCGCCUGCUGCAAUGAGAUUAGAUGCAGCACUUGUAAAAAUGGGCUUUCCUCAUCAUGCUUUACACUGUUCUGUAUCUGAUACAUCUGUGACAGUGUGUAUGUGCCAUGCACAAAAUUCUGAUGAAACAGUUAAACUUAUGACUACUGGCUAUCUUUGUCCCCAAUGUCUCAGUAAACAUUGCGAACUUCCUGUGGAAUGUAGAGUUUGUGGUCUUACUCUAGUAUCUGCUCCACAUUUAGCGCGAUCAUAUCAUUAUCUAUUUCCUAUUGAUCCUUUUAAAGAAAUUACACCUGAGAACGACCACACUUUUUGCUUUGGAUGCCAAAAAGUUCUUGCUCAAAAGGACAAAAAGGUAUACACUUGCGGAAAAUGUAAUCAAACAUUUUGCUUAGACUGUGAAAUAUUUAUUCAUGAGAUAUUGCACACAUGUCCUGGUUGUGCAAUAAAUCCUGAAAUGUACAAAAAGUCUAUAGAUAGAUCUUAAAAUAAAAUGUAUUUAGAAUAAAAUUUGCCAUAAAUAAUACAAACUAGAGAAACCAAAAUUAUGUUACACGAUAUAUAAUAAUAAUUUAAUAAAUUUUAUAGUAAUUUUAUCUCGUUUGUGUAUUAUAUAACAUAAUAUUUUGCUGUUUGUGAUCCGUAUAAUAUUCAUGUGUACAAUUACAUGUGUAUACUGACAUAUAUAAGGGCUUUGGUAAUAACUAUCAUUUAAUAUAAUGGACAAGUAGAGCGGGUUAAGAGUAGAAAAGUUGUUAGCUAUUUUAUAAAUAUCGAAAUAAUUAAUGAUUAAAGAUUAUCAAAUAAACAUUUAUUCCCUCGACACCCAUAAGAUGGCGGAAAUCCUCUUAUCCUCUUAUAAAAUAGCCAUGUAACCCUAAAGUUGCCUGCUAAUCGCGAUUGCAUUGUUGCCGCUUUAUUCCGAUCGCGAUUGGCUGUCUCGCGCUUGACUCGCUUCGUGUGCGAGAGUCGUGGUUUGACAGUUUAGUCGAGAGUAGCUGUCAUUGAAUUUUGACAGCUAUCAUGUGAAUAUACAUAUUGAUGUGCACGUAACAAAUCGGUUAUGUGCAUAUUACAUAUUAAACACGACUCUGAGGAUGUACUAUCUGCAAUAAAAUCAUUUGUUGUGAAAAAU
Messenger RNA from Monomorium pharaonis (pharaoh ant), 1854 nucleotides. RefSeq names its product general transcription factor IIH subunit 2 (gene Ssl1). The transcript is spliced from 7 exons. The coding region runs from base 1 to 1206 and encodes 401 amino acids. The record is from RefSeq and is a predicted model, not a curated record. Gene Ontology annotation, biological process: regulation of transcription by RNA polymerase II; nucleotide-excision repair; DNA-templated transcription. Lineage: Eukaryota; Metazoa; Arthropoda; Insecta; Hymenoptera; Formicidae. Gene Ontology annotation, cellular component: transcription factor TFIIH core complex; transcription factor TFIIH holo complex. Gene Ontology annotation, molecular function: zinc ion binding.